Messenger RNA from Toxotes jaculatrix (banded archerfish), 4858 nucleotides. Its product is annotated as G patch domain-containing protein 2-like. The record is from RefSeq and is a predicted model, not a curated record. Lineage: Eukaryota; Metazoa; Chordata; Actinopteri; Toxotidae.
UGCGCUGAAAACAAAACAAGACAAGCUGCGACUGCACCAUGAUGGAUGAGCUGGUGCAGGACCUAGUGUCCGCCCUGGAGCAGACCUCGGAGCAGGGUAAGCUGGGAGAGCUGUGGGAGGAAAUGGUUUUGAGUCCGCUGCAGCAGCGCCGGCAGAUCCGCCGCCGCAGAGUCCGCAAGCGCUACCGUGAGUCCUCCCUAUAUCCAACGGAGCACAGACGUUGCUGGAUUGAGGCCUCAGAGUCCAGCUUGGACGAGGCUAAACAAUACAGGCAGAACUCUUCCUCAGCCAUCGCUGCCUCUGUGGCCAACUGCAGUGACUCUGACGACUUCACUUCAACCAACCAGUGGCACUCCGUCAUGAGAGGCCCGGCCAGGACGAGGCAUCCCUCCUGGCCAGAGUCUGACUCCUUCACUGAGAAUAAUCCAGGACGGCCACUCAGGAGACGAAGGAAGGUCAAACGUAUGACCUCAGGCGUCACGGUCAGGCUGCAGCAGAAGUUAAAUGUUUCUGGUGUGGAUGGGAAACGGAGGUACAGGUCGUCUAGGAUGCAGCACCUGUCAAGAUCGAAGAAGAGGUCUGGUGGUUGGAUGGGAGCAGACAGACACACUGAAGGAGCCAGGCUGAUGGGAAAGGAAUGCUGGAAGAGGAAGAUGGCCAAGGAACACAGAGAUGGUGCAGAUGAAAACAUGUCUGACGGGGAAACCAGCAGUACGUGCAGCAGUGACCCCGGCCUUUUCACCAAUGAUGAAGGAAGACAAGGCGAUGAUGAGCAGAGUGACUGGUUCUUCGAAGGGGACUGUGGAGCUGGGACGGGCGUUGCCAGCUUGUUGCCCAACUGGGACUCAGACAGCCAGCUUUCCCUUGAGGAUAACCGCCCAGCACCCACUUUUCUGCAACCUGCGAGGCCCUCUCACAGAGGGUAUCGUUCACGUCUUAAACCUCUGCCUGGCUCCGCCGCCUGCUGCAUCAGGAAGUAUAGGAGGAGGAUUCCCAGCAAGGGUAACAGUGUGCCAGUGUUUGUAGAGAGACUGAGACAUUUCUCCCAAGAUCCUUACCACAGAGACUUUUGGCUGCCUUCUGUUGGAAAACGAGACCGAAGCCAGUUGAACCCUUUGUGCCCAUUACCCGUGUGUCCUAUUGACAUGGUGUCAGAGAGCUCCCAUCUCAGAUGUUCCUCCUCAAUCUGCAGAAACAGACAGACUAACAGCACCCCCAGCCUGUCAUGCACAGGAGACUUGAGGAGAAGUAGGGAAACGGAAGCUGUGUCCAUCACAACAUCAGCUUGCAACCCAUUUCAUGAGGAUCACCAGAGAGAAGAGGCACAGGGAGCCUGCAGCACCUCCACCCCAGAGGCUGUGGGGACAGCAAGUGCAGCAGUCCUUCAGGGGGACCAUGAGGACACCUGAACACUGGACAAGUACCCAGACUUGGAAGAACAUGACAAAAGGAAAUCCCUUGUGCCUGAGAAUGAAAAGGCUUCAACUCCUCUUGCUGCACAAACUUUAUGACAAAGAAAAAAAAAAUACAAAGCACAUCAUUACUCCUCAAAUCAGCAUGUUACUGCUAGAUCCAGUCUUUCCAGGUAGUAUACUAAGUAUGACAAAUGUUAAUGCAAUCAAGCCUUGUUAAGCCCUCCGUCAUCUCCACAAGAAAGACGGCAGCUUCAAGAGGCUCCUCGUUUGACUCAAGACUCUGUGGCUCCUCCUGUUUCCACACACAGUCUCCAGGCCACCUGCCACCACACAAUCCACCAAUUAUGUCCACUCUAGUAGCGCAGUGUUUGUCAGCGGGAACAGUGGUCAGGUGAGGCUGGGUGAGGGGCGGAGGGGAGGGAGUCUGCUCUACUUUAUGGCAGCCAACAAUGGCUGUGCAGCAGCACGUAGCUAGCUCUGAGACAAGGAGAGCAUCAGAAUGUUUAGCUACCACAUGCUGCUCCCGGGUUCAGAGAGGCGACCACCGGUAGUGAGCCACACAAAGUACAGGCCUCCUAUUAGCAUGGAUUUGAAAAGCUACAGUUUGUACAAAGGUGCUCAUUAGCACAACACAGGGGGAGUGUAGUCGCGGUCCUCGGAGGGCCGCCUCUGUUCUCUCCAGCUUACCUUCCAUAUUCAAAUUUUCCCCCAAACGUAUUUAAGUUCAAGGCCAGCCGCAAACUCUGUUUGAACUGCCUGUUUUUCAGCCGAGGUGGAUGCAUUGCUGUUGGAGCUGUGCAGAGAGUGGAUGAGAGCCAGCAGAAAGGGGCUGGAGGAGCUCUCGGAGACAGGAGAGGAGAGAGUUGUACACGUUAUUUUCACCUACCCUUGGGGUAUACAUUUCCCUGGCUCCCUCAGCAUCAGAUGCAUUAAAAGAUCAAUGGCAUCAUACAGUGAGAUCAAACACAACAGUUCUCGCCAAGCUGGUAAACAAGCAGUAUUUUCAGAAAAAAAUGCAUUUGAGUCAAGUGAUAUUCAUUCUGCUUGACGUGAACCAUAUGGGCGAUAACUGUUGUAGUCUUUAAAACAUGGACAAAAACUCCUGCAUACAACCCAGGCCCCUCUGCUGUACAGUCUUAAAAAAUUAUUUUACAAUAAAAUGUUAACCUGAAGAGAAACAGCAGAGUGAUGCUGGUUGUGAGCAAAAGUUUUCUUGUUUUUAAAAAAUGUACGCGUGCUUAAAACCCUCUUGGCACCCGAAGGAACUGUGCACUUUCUAUAAUGAUUGCACGAUAUCUUUUUAGUGAAAUGAACUGCAUAAUCAUCAGCCACGUAUCGCAUGUCUUUUCAGACACUUUAAAGCCUUAUUUAAGAGAAGAAUCGCAUUUAGUAGAAUGAGAUUUGCCAAUUAAUGUGAGUUAUAUGUCUGCAAUAAUCCGUCUGAGAAGGCUUUAUGUGAUCAUGUUGGCCGGGGAUGACAUUUAUAAAUGCUGUGUGUGCACACUCGUCUAAAUGGAUGCCUCACACAAGACAUCCUGCCACAGGAAUCAGUCAAAGUGUUGAAGCAGAGAGCACCCCCACCCCCACCCCUCACCUCACCCCCAGCUUGCUGCAGCUGCAGCUUGACCAGGGAGUCCAGCAGCAUCUCCAACCCCUCCAACACCAGGGAUACAUCCCUGAUCGAUAGGAAUAGCACAGGUUCUGGUUCCCAAUUAGAAAAAAAAAGAAGCUUUUGAUAAAUACGUUGAUGGCUUUUUUAAGACAUAUACCCCUGAACGCGUUGACAAGUAUUGACCGUGUAGUGUUUUAAGGAGAGCUUCUCGCCGGAGCCUUAUCCGUCAGUCUGUGUUUUGGUGCCAAGGCAUUGACAGGGGAGGAAGACGCAUCAGUUCAGAUACAGUUCCAUUAGUAGCAGGAGGGGAAACCCCCUCACCUGCCUCACUGGUAAUUAGCAGUCACCAUAAUGACAUUUCAGCCAGACCGUAUGCCCCAAAAUGAAUUUCCAAUGGCCAGGAAGUGGGGGAAUGGUUUCCGUGCAGCCAGUCAAUUGCCCUGUUACAGUUAAGGAAUCCAGCAGGCUGGUACCACUCAUAUUUCAUCCCAGGUAAAGAUUACCUGUCAGACCCAUGGGAGAUGUAUUGAUCUGUUUUCCUUUUUCCGCCAAGCAAUCACCUGACAAAGGCACCUAGGAGGCAAGUGAAUGAGUGAUGCCUGGUCUGUCUGCUCCAGCAUGGUGGCUUCCAGUGUCCACUGAUGGGUGGAGAGGUGAUGAGGAAGAAGAGAGAUAAUGCAGUAAUAAACUCUGUUUGAACCUCCUCUGUAUGCAUGCAGGGCAGCCCACCCACCUUUGUACCCCAGGUCAUAGGUCAGCAGGGAGUUUGCCUUUCUUUCUUUCUUUUUUCUUUUUUUUUUGCUCCUUUCUUGUCAGUGGCGUUUGUUCUUGCUAUGUAGUGUGUAGUGAUGACAGAAACACAUGCAAAAGAGGCUCUCUGGUUCCUGCUGACAAAUGCAUGUUGCGAGUCACCAUAGUUCACUUUGGGUUUCAGAAGUGAUCCUGUUUGAUCUGGGCAGUCUCUCACAAUGAAAUCCAAGCUUGUGCGGUCUUAGGGUUUCCUGCCACCGUCAGUGUGGCGGUGAUCAAUAUAUUUGACAUUAUCUCAUGUUUUCUUGGCAGCUAAAAGUAUUUAUAUAUUUGCCUUGUUCAGUGGAAUGUUAGAGAUUAUAUUAUCCAUGAAGCCAUGCAUUUAAAGUGAUUGCACUGUGUAAAAUGUGUAGUAUUUAUGAUGUGAUGCAUAAUUAUAGGUCCAUUGAUUGAGGAUUUAGGUCUGAAGACAUUAAAUGCAGAAAUUCAUUUUCAUGAUAGAUAGUACAGUAGAUAUGUCUCUCUGAAUUUUUACUAUCGUAUUUUUUAAUUUCAUUUACAAGGAUUUAAAUAUAUCUCCCUGAUAUCAGGGCUCUUAGGCAGCUAUCCACAUUUGAUACGUGGUACAAAUAGCAUCUUAUCUCAUAGGCUGUUAUCUUUAUAUUUAAUAGCAGCAGAGGCAUGCCUAAUUGCUUUGCAAAUGAUCUAAAGAGGAUUACUCCUCCCUUAGAAAGCCUGCACGGUGUCACUAGAUGUUAGAGACGUUACAGUGGUAAAAUUCAGUCAAACCUGCAGCGCAGCGUUUAUGCAGCAGCUCUGUUUUCCGUGAUCGUCAGCCAGUGUUAUGUCAAAGUAAUUGUCAGUGUGAGGUUUGUACUCUGCUUUUGAAUAAACUCUGUAUGAACAUGAUUAUGGAUUGUUAUAAUAAGAACCUCUGUACCUCUUCUUAUGUCAUUGAAGGAUUAUGUAAUGUCUUGCCUGUCAUGUUAAAAUCAUUCCUCCAUGUCAUGAGUAUUUAAAGAAGAACUGCAGUAUCUGUUUAUUUCAAAUACUGAAUUUGUGUGUAAUAAACAAAUUUUGG